Symphalangus syndactylus (siamang) is the source of this 415-nucleotide messenger RNA. Its product is annotated as small ribosomal subunit protein uS17m-like. Gene Ontology annotation, molecular function: structural constituent of ribosome. The record is from RefSeq and is a predicted model, not a curated record. Gene Ontology annotation, biological process: mitochondrial translation. NCBI's taxonomy places the organism in Eukaryota, Metazoa, Chordata, Mammalia, Primates, Hylobatidae. Gene Ontology annotation, cellular component: ribosome; mitochondrial small ribosomal subunit.
AUGUCCAUAGUUCGUUCAUCCGUCCAUGCCAAAUGGAUUGUGGGGAAGGUGACUGGGACAAAAAUGCAAAAGACUGCUAAAGUGAGAGUGACCAGGCUUGUUCUGGAUCCCCAUUUAUUAAAGUAUUAUAAUAAGCGAAAAACCUACUUUGCUCACAAUGCCCUUCAGCAGUGCACAAUUGGGGAUAUCAUGCUUCUCAAAGCUUUACCUGUUCCACGAACAAAGCAUGUGAAACAUGAACUGGCUGAGAUUGUUUUCAAAGUUGGAAAACUCAUAGAUCCAGUGACAGGAAAACCCUGUGCAGGAACUACCUAUCUGGAGAGUCCAUUGAGUUCGGAAACCACCCAGCUAAGCAAAAAUCUGGAAGAACUCAGUAUCUCUUCAGCACAGUGAAGGAGGAAUGGAAAAAGAAGCC